Messenger RNA from Haliotis rubra (blacklip abalone), 2195 nucleotides. RefSeq names its product protein wech-like. The record is from RefSeq and is a predicted model, not a curated record. Gene Ontology annotation, molecular function: zinc ion binding. Bases 37 to 1968 code for a protein of 643 amino acids. NCBI's taxonomy places the organism in Eukaryota, Metazoa, Mollusca, Gastropoda, Lepetellida, Haliotidae. The transcript is spliced from 3 exons.
UUCAGCUCACAGCAGUGUCCAAGCUGGCGGUCUCAGAUGGCGACCUCUGACAAGAUAACAGAUAACUUUCUGACCUGUACAAUGUGUACAGAGGUGUCUGGCGAUCUAUCCACACUUGAGUGUAAUCAUGCCGUCUGUCAGAAAUGUGUUAUCGACUACACCAAAACCAGGCCAGAAACUAUCAGUGAAAAGGUCCAACUAUGUCCCAUCUGCUAUGAGAUGAUGAAAGUGUCUGAUCCUGAGAGACCAGUGGAGGAGUGGGCGGAAGACGUCAUGCCAAGUUCUAUCAUCCACAGAUUCCCGGACUCGGACACAGAAUCUGAAAAUACAACAUACUGCCGUUAUUGCAAGGAGGAAGGGGAGACAACUCCUGCUUCAUGUUGGUGCUCUGUCUGUGACGACGCCCUCUGUGAACGAUGCGUACGGAUGCACAACCGGAACCCAUCCUCCCGUCACCAUGAUGUACUUGACAUGCCCAGAGAGCUCAAGGUCAAGAUAAUGGGAAGGGAGUUGUGUACAGAUCACAAUGAUGAACAUAUAACACUCAUCUGCAGAAAUUGCACGAAAGCAGUUUGUCAAACAUGUCGCAUUACUCAUCACCAAAAAUGUGAAGACGUUGUUGAAACUGAAUCUGAAAUCUCUGCAUUGAAAUCAGUACUGACAAGUAAACAAGAAAAUUUGUUGAGGAAACGUGAAAAGAUGCAGAUGCUGGUUGAUAAACAGAAGAAUGCGUCCAAAGAAGAAUCCGAACGUUGUAUGCAAAUAGAAUUAGGCAUCAAGUCUGCUUCUAAGAAAGCAAUGGACCUGAUUAAACGCAAGGAAAAGAACCUUCUCAAUGAUCUGAAAAAUACGUCUGACAAAAACACCGAGCAGUUAAAAGCAGACAUAAAGUCAGGGGAGAUGUCAAUACAGCUGUACCAACAACAGGCGGAGCUGAUAGACCAGGUUCUUCAAUCUGAGUCUGACCUGGAUGUGUAUGAGAUGUAUCGGGGAUAUGACGCCGACGAUGUAGAGGAUGUCGAGGAUGCAGACCUCAAGAGAAGAGUAGCCAGGAUCAUGUUCCGACAGGACUCAUACAAGCUGAGUCAAACUCUGGACGAUCUACAGCUGGGUGGGAUAGACGUUCUGUAUGAGAGUGUGCUGGACAUGAAGGCAACUCCUGUGUUUCAGGACAUCCUUACCGUCAGAGUUGGAGACACUGUAGAAGCUGAUCCUAUAGACGUCACAGUGCUUGUCGUGAAUGGCAUAGAUACAGUCGUAGUCACAGACUACGAAAACAAAAGUGUGAAGUCCUUCUACACCAAAGACAACCAGAAAUGUCACAGCAGGCUUUUUCUUGGUCAGGUGGGCAGACCGUGGUGUAUGGCAAAGGUAAAGCACAGCCAACUUGCUGUAACCGUUUUGGGCAUCAGUCAGAUUGUAACAGUUGAAGUCAACCCUGACCUGGUACUGUUGUCAACCAUCACAACCAGAAAACAGUACUAUGGCAUUACGUCUCUGACACCAUCAACACUAGCAGCGGGUUCCCAUUCCCCUCCCUGUAUUGAUAUCCUGGACGUAACUGGGCACGUGCUGAGUUCAAUCAGUCCACUUGUAAAUGGCUACCCCGUUUUCAAAUUUCCAAACUUCCUGUUUACGACAAGGACAGGGGACAUCCUUGUGUCCGACAGCGGAUCUAGGUAUGUCGUCUGUCUGACCAACAAGGGAGAUAUAGUGUUCACCUACAGCCCUUCAGGAAACACGUCACUGAAGUACCCACGUGGGAUCGCAAGUACCAUUUCAGGUGAUAUUCUGGUUGCAGACUCCUUCCUCCACAGAGUCAUCCAUCUGAAUGACUCGGGGGAGUUUGUUAGGAACAUUAUGACAUCACAAGAUGGCAUUCAGUAUCCCUGGGGUGUUUGUCUAGAUGGGUGCGGUUGUUUGUAUGUGUGCUUGUCAAGUGAGGUUAAGGUUUAUGCGCUGCACUAAUGCGAGUGUAGAUGGGAUAAUGACAAAAUCCUUUUAAUGAACUGCAUGUGAUUGUCAUUUUGAACAGCUGAGCAUUUGUGGAAGGAUUGUACAAAGUAUUAUACUACCUUCAAGUUCUUUUUCUUCACUGGGUGUUGGGUCCAUACUGUCAUACACGUCAUACACUGGUAUGUUUUUUGUAUGCCAUUUUGCCAUUGGGUUAAAAAAUAAAGACUCUCUGCAGCAAA